Messenger RNA from Vanessa tameamea, 1170 nucleotides. RefSeq lists its product as uncharacterized. NCBI's taxonomy places the organism in Eukaryota, Metazoa, Arthropoda, Insecta, Lepidoptera, Nymphalidae. The transcript is spliced from 2 exons. Gene Ontology annotation, cellular component: nucleus. The record is from RefSeq and is a predicted model, not a curated record. Gene Ontology annotation, molecular function: nucleic acid binding; 3'-5' exonuclease activity. Gene Ontology annotation, biological process: rRNA processing. The coding region runs from base 26 to 1051 and encodes 341 amino acids.
CAUGUGGUGAAGUUGACAAAAAGAAAUGUCACACUCACACAAAGUCAUCAACUUCAUAUUUUUUUCAUUUAUAAUAGUUGUCGAUAUUUUAUUAAAAGCAGUUUAUAGCAUACCGCAUUUGAUAUUAAAUUUAUUAAUCAUUAUAAUAAAACCAAACACAAAUGUAAAUAUGAUAGAAACGUCAACGAAACGUAAACAAAUACCUAAAAAACAAACUAACCAAAGUGAGACUUUUUUAAAAAGAGGUAUUAUAGACGCAAACUGGCAGAAAUUACUCUCAAGUUCACUCAUGGAUAAGAGUGAUGAAACAGCCCCGAAAGAGGAAACGAAAAAUAACUACUUAGGCACAUUCAGAAGAGCGUGGAAGAAAAAAAAUAAAGAUAGCAUAGAUAACGUAAAAAAUUUACAAAUACUCCAUAUUAAUAAAGUAGCUAGUUCUGAAAAUUCCGACGGUAAAAGUGAGAUACCGGUAUUAAAGGACAAUAUUAAAAAAAAUAAAGUUACAAAAUUUUUAGCUAUGGAUUGCGAGAUGGUUGGAGUCGGUUACGAAGGAGGGGACCACAUGCUGGCUCGCGUUUCCAUCGUUAAUAAAUUCGGUGAUUGCAUUUACGACAAAUUCGUUAAAGCGCGGGAAGAGGUUGUCGAUUACAGAACCAAUAUCAGCGGAAUACGGAAAGAGGAUUUAUUGAAUGGAGACGACUUUGAAAUUGUUCAGAAGGAAGUUGCUGAGCUUAUUUGUGGAAAAAUUCUUGUAGGGCAUUCUUUGAAAAACGAUUUGGGAGUACUAUUCUUAUCUCACCCUAAGCGUAACAUACGGGACACUUCAAGAUAUAAACCAUUUAGAAAGAUCACCAAAGGCAGCACUCCAUCUCUGAAGCGCUUAGCUAAAGAAAUACUGGGUAUUGAUAUACAGCACGGCGAACACAGUUCGGUCGAGGACGCGAAGGCCGUGAUGCAGUUGUAUUGCACCGUCUCCAAGAACUGGGAACAGAUGCUAGGCGAAAAACGUGGCUACAGCAAGAAGUUCGUCGAAAGUGGAUAUUUAAUGUAAUUGUUAAGUUAAAGUUUUUUCAAUAAAUAACGCGUGCCAAUAAAGUAAUUAUUUUGCCAACGAUACACGUUUUGUUGUAUUUGAUUGUAAGGUCAGCAAAAUAUACAUAUAUAUUUUUU